AUGAGUCAAAGUAUCGUUAUUUCUCACAAGGAUGGUCAAUGGAAUGGUGACAAAAUUCAUAAUGGAGCAAGUAAAAUUGAACUUGGAAAAUACAAAGAGCUUAAAGUUGCAGUAAAACAUUUUGACGGCAAGGUAAAUGUGAAUAAAGUAAUCCGUGAACUUAGAAAACAUCGUCAUCUAAGGAGUUCGAAUUCGAACAUAAAAAAUGUAAUAACCUUCUACGGCGUGGUUAGAAAGCCAAAUGACAGGAUCUGCCUGGUUAUGGAAUACGCAAGAAAUGGAAAUUUACAUGAAUAUCUUUCAAGAAAUCUACUUGAUUGGAAAAUCAAAGCAGGAUGGAUUAUUGAUGUUUCAAGAGGGCUGCUAGCAUGUCAUGAAAAUGAUAUUGCACAUCUAGACAUGAAGGCUGCAAAUAUUUUUGAUCACAAUUUAACAUUAAAGAUUGCGGACUUCGGGUUUAGCUAUAUGAAGUCUGGAUUAGAUAUUGGAGAUAUUGGAUAUGCGAACCGAAAAUCACUCCAAUGGGUUUCACCUGAGUACAUUUCCGAAGAUCAGAAAAUGAAAGACUAUUAUAAAGGUCAACCAGACCUUUCAGACAUUUAUAGUUUUGGUUUAGUUGCAUGGGAAAUUUUGACAAAUGGGAAAGAACCAUAUGAUGGCAUGGAUAGUAAUGAAAUUGAAGAAGCUAAACGUUCUAAAAGAAUUGAUGAUCUAACUGAUGAACUUAGAGAAAGAGAUACACCAGGUGUAUUAAGAAAAAUAGUAGAAAAAUGCUGCAUUUAUAAUCCUCCCGAUCGUAUAGCCUUGGAAGAAAUUGAACUUCUCUUAUCAGAUUUCAAUUAA
Messenger RNA from Racocetra persica, 843 nucleotides. The record is from the annotation of a GenBank genome assembly. Lineage: Eukaryota; Fungi; Glomeromycota; Glomeromycetes; Diversisporales; Gigasporaceae.